AUGUCGUCCCCGGACGAGAACCAUCCUCUGCUUCCACCAGGGGCCCACCCCACUCCGUCCCGAAAACUGGGUGCGCGGCGAUACGUGCCCAGCGAGAAGGCGAAGGGCAAGCAGCGCGCCGAUCCCGACACCGUCAUGUCGGACGAUGAGCCUUCCUCGCCGUCGCCGCUCGAUAAGGGGAAGGGAAAGGCGCCACCGGAAGACGACGCAGUGGGACGACCAGUCACCAUCAUUUUCUCCAAUGACGACUCGCAUCUCCAGGUCUGGGUCGAAGAGGGCGAGAACGUGCGGCACGUCAAGGAUAAGCUGAAGAUUAUUUAUGCGGGACGCUUGCUGACCGACGGUAUUCUGCUGCUUCCGUGGUUGCGCUCGCUGGAGGAGAGGGUGAAGCGACACGCGUCGGGCGUCUCUGGGGCGAUCAGGGACGUCGUCGACCUGGCGGGCACGUCAGCCCCGGCACCUGCACCGGAGCAGGAACCGGCGAAGAUCAACCUUCACUGUAAUGUCGGCGGACCGCUCGAGACGAACAGCAUUGGGGAAGAGGAAGACACGUCGGACGCAGAAGUUCGCCCCCAACGCCGAGGGUUCGACGCUCUUCUCGACGCCGGUCUGAGCCCCGAGGACGUCGCCGCCAUGCGCCGCCAAUUCUACGAAAGUCGCGGAGAGGAGGUACCUGACGGUCUUGACGGCGACGUUAGCGAUGAGCAUGCCCGUGCUCUAGAGGAACAGUGGAUUGAGGGCGACUUGACGCCAGCCACUGCAACGACGACACAGGAGGGAAUGUUCGCGUCGAUCCUGCACGGCUUCCUGAUCGGCUUCCUGUACCCGCUCCUGCCCUGGUUCUUCUUCAAGGACCAACCGCUGCCCAACUUCUUCGACGCAGAGGCGGAAGCAGACCAGCGAUUCCGCAGAGAGGAAGCGGCGCUGCGGGCAGAAGAGGAGCGUCGUGCGGCGAUUCACGCUACAGCUAUGGGGCUGGCGCCGCCGCCGGCUGUCCCCGACGUGCCUCCUGAAGAUGACGGAGAGACAGUCAGCGUAUCGGCCCGCGUGUCCAACUCGCCGCUCGUUGGCGGGGAGGUCGUGUCGAGUGUCGCAUUUGGGAAGAGGACACAGAUCGGCAUUAUUCUCGGCACGCUCAUCAACCUCGUGUUCGGAUCACUGAACUACCUGGGAUAG
Molecule: messenger RNA, 1176 nt
Organism: Trichosporon asahii var. asahii CBS 2479
Lineage: Eukaryota; Fungi; Basidiomycota; Tremellomycetes; Trichosporonales; Trichosporonaceae
Exons: 4
Coding region: 1-1176 (391 amino acids)
Biological process (GO): protein processing
Cellular component (GO): endoplasmic reticulum; Dsc E3 ubiquitin ligase complex
Source: RefSeq, a predicted model, not a curated record